AUGGCGGCCCAGUGGGCUCGCCAGACGGUGCAGAAGCUGCAGGCGCGCCUGGCCACCCACGCCCACGACCCUCGCGAGCUCCGCCAGUGCUUGGAGAGGCUCUCCGUCUUGCCCAUGACAGGGGACAUCCUGGCCGACACCGGCGUCCGAAAGACGGUGAGGGGCUUGCGCAAACACCAGCUCGUGGGCAGCUUGGCCAAGGAGCUGGCCGCCCGUUGGAAGAUCCUGGCUCUGCUGGAUCGCGAGGCGCGGCCUGAGCACCGGGUCGCUCCUGGCGAGCGCCCCGCAGAUGCUCUUCCUGGGCGGCGGCAGCACGGGGAAACGGACGCGCAGCGGGAGCUCGGGCCCCCUGGCAAGCGAGCUCCCAGUCCCGAGGGCGCGACAGAGCACGGGAGGAAGCGCCCCAGAGAGGCACCAGCUCCUUCCUCAGACUUCCUCAGGCUUCAGGCCCCUCGGGGGGGCUCCGCGGGGCCCCCUCAGGUGGCCCGGCACCCGUCCACAUCCCCGCGGGAGCCCGGACCCGCUGCUCCAGCGGACAUCUCUGCAGUAGGCGGAACCCAGGCCUCCCACGAAGGGCCCGGGCUCCGGCCACGCCCAAGCACCGAGAAAGAAUUCCAGGAGCCCGCCUCGUCUUUUCAGGCCUGCCUACACUAUGAGGAGCCCCCGAAGAAAAAGAAGGCGCCUGGCAAAACUUCUGCCACUUCUACACUGGCAGAGACACAGCCGACAAGAGGUGCCUCCCAAAGCGGCCCCCGAGACUCCGACUUGCUGGGGAAAUUACCUAAGGUGAAGGGACACGAGGAGCCCCAGAAGCCGCAGCCGGCCGAAGCCGAUGCGGCCAAGCUGGAGAAGGUGUCCAGCGCGGCCGCGGCGAUGCCGCCGCCGGCACUCCCCUUCCCCGGGGCGCAGGCCAGCUGCAGUCCCCUUCCCGCCCUCCACGCCAGCUCCCCCUUCCACGCACUGGGAGCGGCAGCGCCGUCUUGGCUCCACGAAGGGGAAGAGGAAGACCAAGACGGAGAGGAAGAUCGAGCGGCAGAGGCAGAGGAAGGACCCGAGCAAGGGGCCGCAUUUACUGGGGGCAGAGUGUAUUCCAAGAUGCCCGUGUAUUCUGGCUCCAAGCGGGGCUCCUUCCGCCGCCGCCGCGCCGCCGCCGCAGCCAGCAGGACAUGCGGGAAGAGACAGGGCUCCUGGAAUGCUCCUCGGAAGGAGCGGGAACCCCCGACUGCCUUCCCGAGCCCGCCUGGGAGACCUACAGACCGCUUGUGGAGAAGGCGUUGCAGCAAAGACUUUAAGGGGGAAACGCCGCGGGAGCGAGAGUCCUGGCGCGAGAUGUACCUGCGGCUUCGCGAGGCCCGAGAGCGGCGACUCCAGGCAGUGGCCGCCAGGAUCCAAUCUGCACAGGCCAAGAAGGCCCACGGCCGACAGACACAGAUGAUCCUCUUCAAUCCUCUGGCCCAGCCACCUGACCAGAUUGCCGGGUGGCAGCAGAAGUCGCCAGGGGCAACAGCCCCAUCCCGCACAGGCAGCAGCUUCAGCGGUGCCAGCAGCGCCAGCGGGAAUCCAGGUGCUCAGAGACCAGCCUGUGCCUCUGGGAGCGCCGCAAGGGCUCCCGCUCCCGCUCCCUCCGUGCUGGCGGCCAACACCAGGAAAGCUACAGCCAAGAAAGCUGCCCCGCUCAUGGCCAAGACGCUUAGAGAUUACAAGCACUGCAAGAGCAGAUCCUACCGGCCAUGA
Messenger RNA from Castor canadensis (American beaver), 1734 nucleotides. NCBI's taxonomy places the organism in Eukaryota, Metazoa, Chordata, Mammalia, Rodentia, Castoridae. The record is from RefSeq and is a predicted model, not a curated record.